AAUCAUAGAGAAUCUCUCCAAACACUGCACCAUUUUUUAAUAUUUUUUUCAACGCUCACCCAAUUUCUUUUUAUUCAUUUAUUUUCUUGUUUUGUUCAGAGUUGAUCCAUGCUCGUGGGACUUCGCAUUAAGACCUCUAACUUCUGCCCAUAUCGUGAAGCCCCCACUUGGGUUGUGAUCAUUUCUCUAUAUAACUUCUUCUGUAACGUAGAAUAUUUUUGGGAAUAUUUUUUUUUCCAAUAAUGACAAAGCCUCAAAUAGCUGGAGAUGAAAAUGGUAAUGUUGGUGAUGAGGAGGUUCGCUCUCAGUGGGCUGCUAUUGAGAGAUUACCAACGUUUGAAAGGAUCACUACUGCUCUGUUCUGGAGCAGAGAUAAACAAGGAAGGAGAAACGAGAGACGAGUCAUGGAUGUUUCUAAACUUGAAGAUCUUGAUAGACAUCUCUUUAUUGAUGAGCUCAUUAGACAUGUUGAGGAUGAUAACCUCAGGUUAUUGCAGAAAAUCAAAAACAGAAUCGAUGAGGUUAGUCUUGAGUUACCGACGAUUGAAGUGAGGUUCAGUGAUCUUUUUGUGGAAGCAGAGUGUGAGGUAGUUUAUGGAAAGCCAAUCCCAACUCUUUGGAAUGCUAUUGCAAGCAGAAUAUCUAGAGUCAUGUGUUUAAAGAAAGAAAAAAACAUAAGCAUCUUGAAUGGCGUCAGUGGUAUCGUAAGGCCUAAGAGAAUGACUUUGUUGCUUGGUCCUCCUAGUUGUGGUAAAACCACUCUGCUACUCGCACUAGCUGGAAGACUCGACCAUUCUUUGAAGACUACAGGAAACGUUAGUUACAACGGUCACUUAUUAUCAGAGUUUGUUCCUGAAAAAACAUCAAAUUAUGUAAGUCAAAAUGAUCUACACAUUCCAGAUAUUACUGUGAGAGAGACACUCGAUUUUUCAGGAUGUUUUCAAGGCACAGGAAACCGUUUAGAAACUAUGAAAGAGAUUAGUAGAAGGGAGAAACUCAAAGGAAUAGUUCCGGAUCCUGAUAUAGAUGCAUACAUGAAGGCAGCUUCUAUUGAAGGUUCAAAAACUAAUCUGCAAACUGAUUAUAUCCUAAAGAUCCUAGGACUCAGUCUCUGUGCAGAUACACGCGUUGGAGAUACUUCAAGACCAGGAAUAUCUGGUGGUCAAAAGAGAAGAUUAACUACAGGUGAGACAAUCGUAGGUCCAAUCAAAACUCUGUUCAUGGAUGAAAUAUCCAAUGGUUUGGACAGCUCAACAACGUUCCAGAUUGUAUCUUGUCUCCGACAUUAUGCACUUCUGUCUGAAGGAACCAUAGUGGUUUCACUGCUUCAGCCUGCACCAGAAACGUUUGAGCUUUUCGACGAUGUGAUUCUUAUGGGAGAAGGAAAGAUAAUCUACAUUGGCCCAAGGGAUUAUAUUUGUAGAUUCUUUGAGGAUUGUGGAUUUAAAUGUCCAACAAGAAAAUCUGUUGCUGAAUUUCUUCAGGAGGUUAUCUCAAGGAAAGAUCAAGAACAGUAUUGGUGUCACAUAGACAAACCAUAUUGUUAUGUCUCCAUUGACUCAUUUAUUGAGAGGUUCAAAAAGUCUGAGCUUGGGUUACAACAACAAGAGGAACUCUCCAAGACACAUGACAAGUCUCAGGCUCAGAAAGAUGCUUUAUGCUCAAGUAAAUACUCACUUAGUAACUGGGAGAUGCUAAAAGCUUGCUCAAGGAGAGAGUUCCUUCUGAUGAAAAGAAACUCUUUUGUUUAUGUAUUCAAGUCUGGACUCUUGAUUUGCAUUGGAUCUAUUACAAUGACCGUUUAUCUAAGGACUGGGUCUAAAAGAGAUCUAGUGCAUGCUAAUUAUCUUAUGGGUUCUUUGUUCUUUUCAAUCUUUAAAAUGCUUGCUGAUGGACUUCCAGAACUAACACUAACAAUCUCAAGGCUUUCAGUGUUUUUUCGCCAGUUCUUGAUCUUCUUUGCUUUACACCUUUCAUGUAUAUCAAUGUUCCGUGCUAUAGCUGCCACAUUUCGAGAUUUCGUUCUUGCCACAACAGUUGGAACAGUCUCUGUAGUGCUUCUCUCAUUAUUUGGAGGAUUCGUCCUUCGGAAACCGUCCAUGCCUGCUUGGCUUCAGUGGGGUUUCUGGUUGUCUCCGUUGUCAUAUGCUGAGAUUGGUCUAACCACAAAUGAAUUUUUCUCGACACGGUGGAGUCAGACAACAUCUGGAAACAGAACGUUAGGGGAAGAAGUUCUUGAUGCUCGAGGUCUGAACUUUGGUGAUCAAUCUUACUGGAGUGUAUUUGGUGCUUUAAUUGGCUUCGCAUUCUUCUUCAAUAUUGUAUUUGUACUGGCUUUGACAUUUCUAAAGACUUCAAAUAGGUCUCGUGCGAUUGUGUCUGGUGAUGAUAACACUCAAAGUUCUGGAAGCCAUAAUAAGUCUAGUUCUAAAAUUGCUUCCCAGUCCAAAAAUGCAUUACCUUUCAAACCCCUAACUUUCACAUUUCAAGACGUCUGUUAUUUCGUCCAAACUCCUCAGGACAAGAAGGUGCAGCUUCUCUCUAACGUUACAGGCGCAUUCAAGCCUGGUGUUCUCACUGCUCUAAUGGGUGUGAGUGGUGCUGGUAAAACGACUCUGAUGGAUGUUCUUUCUGGAAGGAAAACACGCGGUGACAUUGAAGGAGAGAUCCAAGUAGGUGGUUACCGUAAGGUUCAAGAAACAUUUGCAAGGGUUUCAGGUUACUGUGAGCAGUUUGAUAUUCACUCUCCUAAUUUAACCAUAGAGGAGUCCUUGGAAUACUCUGCUUGGCUUCGACUUCCUUCUACCAUCAACUCUGAAACAAAGAGGGCAAUAGUCAGGGAAGUUCUUGAGACGAUAGAGCUGGAGGACAUUAAAGAUUCCCUAGUAGGACUUCCUGGAGUUAGCGGUUUAACAACAGAACAACGCAAGAGACUAACUAUAGCUGUGGAGCUGGUUGCCAAUCCUUCAAUCAUAUUCAUGGAUGAACCAACCACAGGAUUAGAUGCAAGAGCUGCUGCGAUUGUGAUGAGAGCUGUGAAGAACAUCACAGAGACUGGCAGAACUGUUGUUUGCACCAUUCACCAACCGGGAACUGAUAUCUUUGAAGCAUUUGAUGAGCUGGUUUUGAUGAAAAAUGGAGGAAGGAUUAUCUAUCAUGGACCUCUUGGACAACAUUCAAGCAAUGUUAUUGAAUACUUUAUGAGAAUUCCUGGAGUUCCGGAAAUGAAAGAGAACACUAAUCCAGCAACUUGGUUACUAGACAUUACUUCUAGAUCAUCAGAAGACAAACUUGGUGUUGAUUUGGCUCAAAUCUACAAGGAAUCUUCUUUGUUUAAGGAGAACAACAUAGUAAUAUUGCAAAUGAGAGGUACAUCUUCAGAAACACAAGAACUAACCUCCUCGACGCGAUAUGCUCAAACCGGUUGGGAACAGUUCAAGGCAUGCCUAUGGAAACAACAACUCUCUUAUUGGAGAAACCCUUCCUACAAUCUCACUCGCAUCCUCUUCAUGUGUUUUCCCUCUGUGAUCUGUGGCGUUUUGUUCUGGCAAAAGGCUAAGAAAAUAAACACUCAACAAGAUCUUUUCAAUGUAUUGGGCUCAAUGUACACGGUGGUUCUUUUCACUGGAAUGAACAAUUGCUCAACAGUGUUGUUCUGCAUUGCAACCGAAAGAAAUGUCUUCUACCGCGAAAGAUUUGCUCAAAUGUACACCUCAUGGGCGUACUCCCUUGCACAGGUGUUGGUUGAGAUUCCAUACUCAUUAGUCCAGUCUAUAUUAUGUGUGGUAAUCUUGUAUCCUAUGGUUGGCUAUUACUUCUCGGUGUACAAAGUGUUCUGGAGCUUCUAUGCAGUCUUCUGCACGUUGCUCAUUUACAACUACUUUGGCAUGCUUUUAGUCGUCAUCACCCCAAACAUUCACGUUGCUUUUACUCUCCGUUCGGGUUUCUACUCAAUGGUCAAUCUCUUCGCCGGUUAUGUCAUUCCAAAACCUAGCAUUCCGAAAUGGUGGAUAUGGAUGUAUUACUUGAGCCCUACGUCAUGGGUUUUGAAUGGAUUGCUCACAUCUCAGUAUGGUGAUAUGGAGAAAGAGGUAAUAGCAUUUGGAGAGAAGAAGAAGGUUUCAGAUUUCGUGGAAGAUUAUUUUGGUUUCAGAUAUGAUUCUUUGGCUCUUGUAGCUAUCGUUCUCAUUGCCUUCCCCAUUCUCUUGGCUUCUCUUUUCGCAUUCUUCAUCGGUAAACUCAAUUUCCAAAAGAAGUGAUUUACUCUAAAUGUUUCGUUGGUAGGUUUAGUAAUGUUUUGGAAUUUAGAAAAUAAAUUAGUUAAAGCUUUCUAAAUCUGUCAUAGUUGUGCCUUAAAAAAAACAACGGCUCAGUAUGUAAACAUUCAAAGAGA
Molecule: messenger RNA, 4393 nt
Organism: Brassica oleracea var. oleracea
Lineage: Eukaryota; Viridiplantae; Streptophyta; Magnoliopsida; Brassicales; Brassicaceae
Product: ABC transporter G family member 42-like
Exons: 22
Coding region: 243-4259 (1338 amino acids)
Cellular component (GO): membrane
Molecular function (GO): ATP hydrolysis activity; ABC-type transporter activity; ATP binding
Source: RefSeq, a predicted model, not a curated record